Colletotrichum abscissum is the source of this 1215-nucleotide messenger RNA. RefSeq lists its product as uncharacterized. The record is from RefSeq and is a predicted model, not a curated record. NCBI's taxonomy places the organism in Eukaryota, Fungi, Ascomycota, Sordariomycetes, Glomerellales, Glomerellaceae. The transcript has 2 exons. Bases 1 to 1215 code for a protein of 404 amino acids.
AUGUCGUGGCCCAACGAUCAGAAUUCUCGGAGGCGAGGGGUUUGGAGCCAUUGGGUGCCGCUUGCAGUUACUGUGACUGUCGCGACAGUCGGCAUCGCAGCGUGGGUAUGGAGUCAGCGCAAAGAUGAGGACGAUACGCCCGAAAACGAGCAGUACGCCGACCUCGACUACGACAAUGCAAACUAUGGCGACAAUCCUGCGUAUGGUACUUCCAGAAGACCCAAACCCCCAUCCAGCAACGUCGGAACCGAAACAUACGGCACGGCCGAAGGACCCCGAGAUGCACCCGGGGAUGGUCUGGGAGCAAGGAUGUCUGGCGCAUUGAGGCGCACGCCCAGCCCCCAGCAGUUCUUCGAUGCUGCCGGGAAGACAGUGACUGCUGGCUUCGCCGCCGCCGGCGCUGCAGCCGGUAGGGCAUUGGCCGCCAUCAGGGAAGAGGACAAGAAUGCGUACGCUGACCAUGAGACAUGGUCCGAAGAAGCGGAUGCCAGAAAGGAACGAUCUUCCGGGCCUAGAGACCCCAGCAAGCGACGAAGGACUGUUGCCAUUGUGGUUUCCGCGGACAGCCAUGGUGACGACUUUGACGAAGAUGGAUUCCAUGAACACGCCUCCAUUUUGUCGCAUAUCCCACGCUACACCAACUUCAACGACAUCAAGCUCUUCGUUUUGAUCUAUGCGCCGGGUCUUAAAGAGACGGCGGGCGAGUCUACUAGUAACCUUCCGCCACCGUCGUUGAGCUCGUCCUUCUCUAACAUUGAGCACCAUCAAGCCCAGACGCCUGGUGAGGAGUCAUCCAAGAGCCCCUUGAUGAACCCUUCGCCUGCGAACCCUGCCUUCAAUGCCGUUUACUCCCAGGCAUUGGCUUUGGUUGAGAAGGAGACCAUGGUGAUGCCUUUCACUACGGCCAACGGGCACACCCAUAUUCUUCGCCAUCUCCAGCCCGAGAUCAUCUAUCUCCAGGAGUCUCUUGCAGGCGACAACGGCGCCAUGGUCGCCAAUCUCCAGACCUGGCUGCGCCACGAUAUUAUCCUUGUUGUGGGUGCCGAGGGUGGUGGCGGUGGUCUUGCUGAUAGCGAGUCUGAGGCAGAGAGGCCUGGCAAGGAAGAAAAGUGGUGGCAGCGAUCGGACCGCGUGGGACGUGGCCGAGGCGUUGUCGUCGUUGACGGCAUGCGGGUCCAUGACGACUGGGCCCGCCGUGUCCAGGGCAAGGAGUAA